AUGUCACCUGAAUAUGCUCGAGCUGGUCUCUUCUCAGUAAAAUCUGAUGUCUUCAGCUUUGGUGUUAUAUUAUUGGAGGUCAUAAGUGGAAAAAGGAAUAUGGUCUCUUAUAAUAGUGAUUCCCCUCCUAAUUUGAUACGAAGAGCCUGGGAGUUAUGGAAUGAUGGUAAGGCUUUUGAUCUGGUAGAUCCAUCAAUAGUUGAUUCAUGUCCCAGUGAGGAAGCAUUACGCUGCAUUCUAGUAGGACUAUUGUGUUUGCAACUCAACGCAGCAGACAGACCAACCAUGCCAACAAUUCUGUCCAUGCUAAGUAUUGAAGCAACGGUUCCCUACCCGAAGCAGCUCUUCAUUACUCCUAACUCAGACUUGAUUACUACAGAAAUAGCAUCAUCUUCGAUCAAUGAGGUGACAAUUACAGCACCUUAUGUUUGUUAG
This is a messenger RNA of Solanum lycopersicum (tomato), 435 nucleotides long. RefSeq names its product cysteine-rich receptor-like protein kinase 10. The record is from RefSeq and is a predicted model, not a curated record. Gene Ontology annotation, molecular function: ATP binding; protein serine/threonine kinase activity. Gene Ontology annotation, cellular component: plasma membrane. Gene Ontology annotation, biological process: protein phosphorylation. Lineage: Eukaryota; Viridiplantae; Streptophyta; Magnoliopsida; Solanales; Solanaceae.